AUGAUAGAAUUUGUUCUGUUCUUGGGGUUAUGUUUCGCUUUGGGGGGAUUGGCAGUUGCAUCUAACCCUUCUCCUUAUUAUGGGGUGUUAGGGUUAGUUGUGGCUGCUGUUGCAGGGUGCGGUUGAUUGGUUAGUUUGGGGGUUUCUUUUGUGUCCUUGGUGCUUGUUAUAGUUUAUCUGGGGGGGAUGUUGGUGGUGUUUGCUUAUUCGGUGUCGUUAGCAGCGGAUCCUUAUCCGGAGGCUUGGGCUAGUUGGGGGGUUGUUGGUUAUGGUUUUGGUAUGGGUCUGGUUGUUAUAGUGGGGUUUGUCGUGAGUGGUGUGGUAGGGCUGUUGGUGGAUGAGGGUACGGUGAAUAAUGGUGGUUUGUUGUCGGUUCGGUCGGAUUUUAGCGGGGCGGCCUUACUUUAUUCGGACGGGGUUGGGUUACUGUUGAUUGGNGGGUGGGGGUUGUUGUUGACUUUGUUUGUGGUGUUAGAGCUUGUGCGGGGUUUAUCUCGGGGGGCUAUUCGGGCUGUUUAG
This is a messenger RNA of Passer domesticus (house sparrow), 519 nucleotides long. Lineage: Eukaryota; Metazoa; Chordata; Aves; Passeriformes; Passeridae. The record is from the annotation of a RefSeq genome assembly.